Messenger RNA from Prunus armeniaca (apricot), 423 nucleotides. Lineage: Eukaryota; Viridiplantae; Streptophyta; Magnoliopsida; Rosales; Rosaceae. The record is from the annotation of a GenBank genome assembly.
AUGCCUCCAAAGAAGAAGACCAAAAGCAACAACAUGACUUCCGAAGAUAGGCCAAGCCAUGGUGACUCAGAAUCAAGGCAACAUGCCUCAUCUAGAGAAGAAGAACGUACAAGUGAGGGAACUUUCACUCUCACAGACCUUUUUGCAGCCAUCCAUGCAAUGGGAGAGAAUCAAAGGGAGAUGGCAGAGACAAUCAAAGAGCUGAAAAGUUCAGCUGCUAAGCCAAGCGAAGAAAAUAAGAGACUUCCACAAGAUGAGUCUGAUGUCGCCGGAAAGGGGUCUGAACAGAAGGGGGCCAUCCUUUGUCACCCAAGAAGACGUCAUUACAAUACUGGAAAAAGAACUAAGUCAAAGCCAGGAGGAUUGGAAGUAUCUUCCUCAGCCGCUGUAUCCAUCAAGCUUACUUUAAUAGCCAUAUCCUAA